GUCACUGAAUACUGAAAGGAAAGUCAGAAGAAAAAGAGUUCUCAAAGAAAUUUUUAUGGUUAAAGCCCCUCUUAUUAUUGUUGUCACAGAACAAAGAGACAGUAAACUGUAGUAUUCAAUCUGAAAAGUGUUGUUUAUCCUUCUGGAUUGAUCUGGCUCUUAAGUUUGGGUGUUGUUUAUUCAAUCUGAAAAGUGUUCUCAGAGAACAACUAGGGUGUUGUUUAUCCUUCUGGAUUGAUCUGUUCUCUUUUAGUUCUUUUGUCCUUUCCUGUUGAUAGAGAACCAGUAUUUACAACAAGUCUAAAACCUUCCACAAAUGUAAGGUUAAUAUCUCCUUAGUCCUUAGUUCUCAAUUACUGCAGGUUUAUUCAGAUUCAAUCGCUUAAUCAUUUGAUAGGCAACUGGAUUAGGUCCAUUGUUUUUGGCUGAAAAGCAACUGUAUUGAACCAACAAUGUAUUGAAAUAUACCUAAGUGUUCUGUGCAUGCUUUGAUUUCGUUCCAUAAUUAUUCUUUAUCUUGGUACGAGGAGAAAAACGAAAUACAAGUUGCAGUGCAGAAGAAACUGAAAACCAGAGUAAGUAUCAAAAGCAAGUAUCAAAGUAUUUGAUAUUCAACUAAAUAUGGUUUCUGACAUUCUCGGUUGUGUUGGUUCAACUGCUCUUUUGGGUUUUACAGUAGGUGUGGCAAUUCGUAGAUGAAAAAAAUACCUGGGGAUAUCAUAUAUGAAGAAAAAGCUGGAGAAGAGAGAUUUAAAGAACCUUUAAGCCAAAAAAGGCUAAGAUGGCUAAUUGGAGGAAAUUUUCUCUAUUUUAUGUGGAAUAUCUGUGAUAAAUAACCUCUUGGCUUGUAGCGGAUUUUGUGUUCCCCGGAAAUGUGAUUGAGGAAAUAGAAAUGAUUGUCAGGAGCAUGUAGUGGGGUGUUAAGGAAGACCAUUGCAUGGUUUUACACUGGUGGGAUGGGAGACUAUCUGUAGACCAAAAGGCUGAUGGUGGACCGGGGAUUAGGAAAUUAGAGCAAUAACUUAGCUGGUCUCAAAGCUGGCAUUGUAAAUCCAAACUGACCAUGAUAGGUUCUGGAUGGAAUUGGUGAAUGCAAAGUAUAUGAAGGGAUUGAGUAUUGAACAAAUUACCCUAAAGAGAGGGGACUCUCCUCUUUGGAAAGGAAUCCUUGAGUUAAGAAAAAUACUAAGAGAGGAUUGCUAUAGGCUUAUUGGAGACAGGAAGUACACUAGCAUGUAGUGUGGUCCAUGGAUCCCCACCUUAAAAGGCUUUAUACCUAGCUGCCCGAUUGUUCCAAGAUGUGAACCAAGUGAUGACCAUAGGAGAAAAUCAAGGAACGCCCAGUUGCCUAAUGCUAUAUUCCCCAAGGAAGUGAUGGAAGAGAUUUGUAAGAUAAAAUUAUCACAGGUGAGGAUGGAAGAUGCUUUGAUAUCGAAUCUGCUUAUGAUCUCUAGUGUAGAAUGAGGAAACCUCCUUCGGAACGUGCAAGCUCAAAGCCACCAGCUCAAUGUCUGGAAAGAAAUAUGGAGAGCUCCGGUGGAAGAUCCUUCACAAGGCAUUAUUACUAGACUUGAGCAUUUAUAUGCAGAUUAGUAAUCGGUAGAAGCAAUUCUCGUGAGCAGGCGAGAGGCGGCAAUGGCGGAAAUAACGGAGAGUAAAGAGAGGAAGUGGGCGAUCAACGGAGGAGCAUUCGUGGAGGAAGUGAAGAAGGCAGGUAAAUUCGCAGCUCCCAUGGUAGCUGUUACACUUAUGCAAUACCUUUUACAGGUUGUUUCCGUCAUCAUGGCCGGUCACCUUGGCGAGCUUGCUCUCUCAACUGUCGCCAUUGCCACUUCUCUCACCAAUGUCACCGGCUUCAGUCUUCUUUCUGGUAUUGUGGGUGGCUUGGAGACUCUAUGUGGGCAAGCUUAUGGAGCACAACAGUAUCAAAAGCUUGGUGUUUAUACGUACAGUGCUAUUAUCUCGCUCACCCUUGUUUGUCUUCCAGUUUGUCUACUAUGGAUUUUCAUGGAUAAACUACUACUUCUAUUCGGCCAAGAUCCUACAGUCUCCCAUGAAGCACGUAAUUACUCCAUGUGGCUUAUCCCUGCACUAUUUGGUGGUGCUGUCCUUAAACCAUUGACCCGUUAUUUUCAGACUCAGAGUCUGAUUCUUCCAUUGUUUUUAAGCUCCUUCUCUGUUCUGUGCUUCCAUAUACCCGUUUGUUGGUUUUUAGUCUAUAAAAUGGGAUUAGGAGCUACCGGCACAGCUCUGACCUUCAGUUUAUCAACUUGGUUGAACGUCAUAUUGCUUGGAUUUUACGCUGCAUACUCGUCUGCUUGUGAGAAAACUCGGGCGCCAUUGACAGCGGCUGCUUUUCAUGGGAUUGGAUUGUUUUUCCGCCUAGGGGUACCCUCUGCUGUGAUGACAUGUCUCAAAUGGUGGUCAAUGGAGUUGCUAGUUCUGCUAUCAGGCAUUUUGCCAAAUCCAAAACUGGAAACUUCAGUGCUUUCUAUAUGUCUCACAAUCUCUACCCUGCACUUCAACAUACCAUACGCAUUUGGAGCUGCUGUGAGCACAAGGGUUUCAAAUGAAUUGGGAGCUGGGAAUCCUGAAUCUGCCAGAGUUGCUGUAAUGGCUGUAAUGUUUCUUGCCGCAAUUGAGGCAGCUGUCGUAAGUACUGUUCUCUUCAGCUGCCGUCAUAUUCUGGGAUAUGCUUACAGCAAUGUGCAGCAAGUUGUUCAUUAUGUUGGAGUAAUGAUGCCUUUGAUUUGCCUCUCAGUUAUUAUGGACAGUUUACAGGCAGUACUUUCUGGAGUUGCUAGAGGCUGUGGAUGGCAACGAACGGGCGCAUACAUCAACCUUGGUGCAUUUUACUUCGUUGGGCUUCCGGUCGGUGUUGUGCUGGGAUUUGUUGCACAUUUAAGAGGAAAAGGUCUCUGGAUUGGUAUAGUUGCUGGCUCCAUUGUGCAGUCUACCCUUCUUGCUCUUGUCACUACCUUCACUAACUGGGCAAAACAGGCAGCUAAGGCGAAGGAAAGAAUAUUUGAAGAGGCCAGAAGAGGGGACGAGUAAAUUGGAGAACAUUGUUGGGUAACCCAUUUUGAUCAAUAUAUAUUGAAAACUAUGUAUAUAUAAUGUAAUGGGGGAUAAGCACCCCUCUCUAUUCAUGGAAGAGGAAGAUAUCCUGAGUAAAGUGUCAUUCUAGUAUGUAAUUUAACUAUUGGAGAUAGAUAAAUGCAUGUAAAUAUAUAUUUAUAGCA
Carica papaya (papaya) is the source of this 3242-nucleotide messenger RNA. RefSeq names its product protein DETOXIFICATION 12-like. The record is from RefSeq and is a predicted model, not a curated record. Gene Ontology annotation, molecular function: xenobiotic transmembrane transporter activity; antiporter activity. Gene Ontology annotation, cellular component: membrane. NCBI's taxonomy places the organism in Eukaryota, Viridiplantae, Streptophyta, Magnoliopsida, Brassicales, Caricaceae. Gene Ontology annotation, biological process: xenobiotic detoxification by transmembrane export across the plasma membrane.